Enterobius vermicularis (human pinworm) is the source of this 492-nucleotide messenger RNA. Lineage: Eukaryota; Metazoa; Nematoda; Chromadorea; Rhabditida; Oxyuridae. The record is from the annotation of a GenBank genome assembly.
AUGAAGUACCGCUGUACUGCUCUGUUUCUGUCAGUGGUCCUGCUUGAGAUACUGUUACCGAGCACAGCGGCCUGCAGCUGUGCGAAGGUAACUGCUCAGAAAGCUUUCUGUAGAGCAGAUUGGGUAUGUCAUGUACACAUUGAUCGUGGCAGCUCUUUAAGUGAUGUAAAGAAGAGACUUAGGCCGCCUACAGAUUACUUUCGAUAUGAUGUUAAACAUAUCGAAAUAUUCAAGGUUUUUUUAAAUCUUAAACUUUUUGACUUGCCGACUGCCGUCUACACUUUCAAAGAGGCAUCAGCUUGCGGAAUUCAGCUUCGCAUAGGGAAAGAUUACCUUCUGUCGGGUACCGUCAAUGAAGGUAACCUGAUGACAGGAAUUUGCAGUCAGCUUCUAGAACCGUCUCACACAGGUGUUAUUAUGGAGUGGUCGGCGGUUUCCGAUAACCUGAAGAAGAAGUUACGGAAUGAUAAAUUGGUGUCAUCAUGUAAUUAA